This is a messenger RNA of Lytechinus pictus (painted urchin), 4928 nucleotides long. Its product is annotated as signal recognition particle subunit SRP68-like. Gene Ontology annotation, molecular function: 7S RNA binding; endoplasmic reticulum signal sequence receptor activity; signal recognition particle binding. Gene Ontology annotation, biological process: SRP-dependent cotranslational protein targeting to membrane. The coding region runs from base 118 to 1923 and encodes 601 amino acids. NCBI's taxonomy places the organism in Eukaryota, Metazoa, Echinodermata, Echinoidea, Temnopleuroida, Toxopneustidae. Gene Ontology annotation, cellular component: signal recognition particle, endoplasmic reticulum targeting. The transcript has 12 exons. The record is from RefSeq and is a predicted model, not a curated record.
AUUUCUUUGACUUCUCGAAGAUUCCGUAGAAUCUUCUUGUGGAAAAGUAUUUAGUAGCUAGUUUUCAAAUGAGCGAGCUGCGAUGCGCCAUCUACGUUAAAUAUUGGCACAUGCAACAUGGCUGGGGAAGGGGAGAGCAUGACUGAUGUGGCACAAUCUGGACGAAACCCGACGUUUACUCUUGAGGUCCUGAGUAUCAUCAAAGAAUCCCAAUUACAACAUGGAUUACGACAUGGUGAUUACCAGAGAUACAGGAGCUACUGUUCCAGAAGAUUGAGACGGGUCCGAAAGUCGUUAAAGUUUUCAUAUGGAAAUAGGAACAAAUUUGUGAAAAGGCAAAUCAAAGAUGAUAUCGUCACAGAUGUCAGGUUUCUGUAUCUCCCACUGGUGUGUGCUGAGAGGGCAUGGGCCUACGCCAUGCAACUCAAGACGGAAGGCAACACAGAACCCAGGAAGAGAUUCCAUGUCAUGUCUAGACUUAGGAAGGCUGUAAAGUUUGCUUCCGAGCUGGAGGCCCUCUCUCAGAGUGGCAAAUGCGAUGCAAGGUCCAAGCUUGAGGCCAAGGCUUACUUUGGAUGGAUGAAGGGGAUGGUGUUGUUUGAAGAAGAGAAGUGGGAUAACUGCAUAGAGACUUUAAGUGAAGCCAAGACCAUUUAUGAAAAAUUGGCAAGUGCCCUCAACGAAGAGCAGCGUGCAGUUUAUCUUCAGCGUGUCGAGGAGAUCUCGCCCAGUAUACGAUACUGUGCAUACAAUAUAGGAGAUGAGAGCGCCAUCAAUGAUUUGGUGCAGAUGAGGUUGAAGUCCGGAGGUCAAAUGUCAACUAAUAUAGAUAGUCUUCUUGCCCAGACCCGAGAGAAACAAGCAGCAACCCUUAGCGAGGUCACCUGGAGAGGGCGCACUGUACCUGUUAGGAACGAGCAAGUCCGAGCAUUCCUUCUAACGUGCCAAGAGAACGAGCAGCAGGUGGCGUCCGAGCUGAUGGAUUCCGAGAGCAAGGUGUCCGUCUACGAGAGUCUACUGAUGCAAUGUAAAGAUUCCCUGCAGAUUAUACGGGAAGAGCUCAAAGCAGAUCCAAGUGCUAAAUCCAAAGGCCAGCGACAGGACGGCCCUGUAUCUACCACCCAAUACCUGCAUACAUACCUCACUUACAUCCGGCUUACCAGUACGAUAGAACGCAACAUCCUCCUGGCUGAUGCCCUCAAGGCCAACCUACAAACAAGGGAGGACGGAGAACAGGAGAGCUCCAACCAGAAACGAACCAAACCUCAAGAUCUUAUUAGGUUAUAUGAUAUUAUAUUACAGAAUCUAUCAGAAAUUCUGCAAUUGCCUGGCUUAGAAGGGGAUGUAGAUUUGCAACAAGAAGUAGGAGCAAAAACGUUAAAAUUCAAGGCAUAUAGGUGUUUUUACCUGGCCCAGUCGUAUAGCCAAGCCAAGAAAUGGACAGAAGCAGCGGCUUUGUUUGAGAGGGCCAUGUCAAGAGCUGAGUCUUCCAAGAAAGAAUGGAGAGCAAUCAAAUCAAGAUCUGUCAAGGUACAAUUGACUGAACUAGAUGAGCUAAUAAAACAGAUAAAUGGUGUUAAGUACUCUGCGCAUGCAGCAUCUAUAUUAGAUUCCUCUGAGGUCAGCGAGAGCAUGGCCAAGCUCAGCAUCGCUGCUUCGUCAUCGUCCGACUCCUCGGCACCGAUCAGCGAGCGACUCGGCGACUACCGCCCGGCCUCUGAGGUGGACCCUGCCAAGCCUAACCUCGUGGCCUUCCCGCCACCCUUCAAACCUGUCCCAUGCAAGCCUCUCUUUUUUGACAUAGCUCUUAACCAUCUAGAAUUCCCGUCGCUGGAGGAGAAGCUGGAAACGAACAAAGCUGCCAAUGCCAAAGGUGGUAUCGGAGGCUUCCUCUCUGGCUGGUGGGGUGGGGGUAAGAAAUGAAGAUAGGUAGUAAAAUUUACAUAUCAUUUUUGGGGUAUCAAACCUUGUAUUUCAAAACAAAAUCAUUUUGAGGGCAGCCCAGAAAAAGCUGUUUUAGAAAUACGGCAAUAGUGGCCUCAUAUUUUCUGAAAACAGUCUAUCAAUUCCUGUAGAGAAGUCUUUUCUGCAAAAGAAGGUUGCCACCUAUCUCAUAGCUCCAGCAUCAAGCUUUUUCUGAGUUGUCCUAAAAUUUGUUUCAAUUUUGAGAAUCAAGGUUUCAACGGCCCAAUGACGAUAUAACAUUUAUUCAAUAUGACUAGAUCUUCAGGGUUUUUCUCUCUUAUUUUCCCUUUGAAUUCCUUUUUGUGAUUACUAGGCUAUCCCUUUGAAUGGUAUCUACAAGAUUAUAGAUGGAGAAAACAUGGGAGCAUUUCAUAUAAAUGGAGUUGGUAAUUGAAAGCUACCAAAAUCCUUUCAUCUGAUUGGCUCAGAGCAAAUUCGUCAGUGAACUUCACAAACUUUUUUCCCCAUGAAACGUAGCCCCACCAAACCUCUGGGUCUGGGAACUAAACACAAUUUUACAGGACAGUGCAACACAUAUUUAGAUGACAACAGAACAAUUUCAAAAAGUCAUCAGUAUUUAUUCUCUUUUUUCCUUUCAUUGAUUUUUGUCUAGUGGUGCUCUUUUUUUUUUCUGUUGAAUGUUGCAUGUUAUUGUUAAUGAAGGAAAUAACUGCACUCUAAAUUGCAGAAUCUAGUUCAUUUUGUUUUUAUUUUGUUUGAGAAGGUAAUAUACAUACCAUCCGUGAAUCUACAAUGUCUUGUAUAUUGUUAACAUGCAUCUGUGCUUUUACUUUUAUGUUAUAUUCUGAUCAUUCCGGAAUAAAACCAAUUUCGCAUCAGUGGCAUUGUUGGGCAAGCGUCAUGCUCAGUCAUAGUGUGUAUACAUGAACUGAAGGUUGUAUAUACGUGUAUAGACAUGUGGUUGAAAGUUAACUGGUACAACUCCAACGGUAACUGGUAAGGUGUCCAAGAACGAGUUGUGGUUUGAGGGAGGUGUCCUCUUAUUCUCAUCACAAUCAACAGCCAAGAUCUUGGGGGGAAGGGGGUUGAAUCAGCCCAGCCCCCACCCCCAAAGCUUGACUUUGGUUGUCUGUUUGAGUUGUUGUAUUGAGAAGUACUCAGUCAACCCAUGGCAAAUGAAAUCAUGUGACAGCAAAUUAUUUUCAAAGGGCAAAAUGUAUCCGUCAUUCACAUCGACAUCAAAGUAAUACUACGUCUGAUAUCUCUUCACACAGAGUGUGUAUAGGAUGUAGCCCAGAAUUUUUUUCCUAGCAAAAUUGGUUUAAUGCCAGCAAUAUUUACAAUAAACCUAGGAUACCAUCUGUGUAGGCAGGAAGGUACAUGUACAAGGUAUACAAACAUGUAAGAGAUAACAUAUGUGGGAAUACAAGAGAGAUACAUAAUUCAUAGUAAAAAAUAUAUGUAUAUAAAAUAAGAAAAAUAUGGAGUUUUAUGGAAAUGAAUAUAACUCAUUUGGGUGAUAUAAUACUGAUUUUGCCAUAGAAAGACAGUACAUUUACAUGGUCAUUGUGUAAUUGCAUGAUCAGGACUUGCAAUUAAAUUUAGUUUACAAUCUUGUAUGAACAAUCUUGUAUGAAGAGAUAGUAUGUUAUUAAAUGACUGGAUUUUUUUUCAGUGAAACAAAUGUUCAGCAAUUAUGAAAGAACAGAACUAGAUAGGUUUGAUUACAUGAAUUAUUUAUAGAUGUUUUAAAACAUUCCUUUACUGUUUUCUAAAUAUCUUUUAGAUUAUUAAUUGAUAAUUACUUCUUUUGUAACUUCAGUUGAACACAAAGUAUUGUUCAUAUUUUUUGUUCCAUUACGAGAUACAAAAUGUGACUCCUAAACCGUUCGUGUUCGAUUUAUCAGUAUUUCAUUAAUUUUGUCUGAAUAUGAGAUUAAACUGCUCAACCAAAAGUCAGACAUUUAAAAAAAUCUAAUAUCAAUAACAUUCUUGACAAAUUUUGAUAACCUGAGUAUGACUUGACAAAAACACUUUUAUUUAUUAUUAAGUGAUCUUGGCCUGUAACGCAAAGCUUAGCAUUCAUAAAACUUUUUUUUGCGUUUGAUUGCAUUGACUACAAUGUACAAUCAAUUGUGAAAAUCAUGCUGACGAUUAAUCGCUAACCUUUGUGUUACGGGUCCCUGAAGUCGACAUUCUGUUUAUGGGUGGAUGCAUGUCAGUUGAUGAACGAAGGAAGAUAAAUGUUUGAUUUGAACCCGCCUACUUUGCGCUCAUUUUUGUCAAUGACGGCAUAAAAUGCAUCAAAAAAAUUAUGUCAUUGUCAUCCUUACUGUAGUUGUAAGGUCAACCAAACUCAAACCAACCAAGUUUCAAUUCAGAAGCGUUUGAGGUUAAUGUCUAAAAAUGAGGUACGAAUAUUAGUCAUUCUUUAUUUGAAAUUAGGAACCCCUACCUUUUUAGCAUACAGUAUUUUGGCCAGAAAAAUACAUUUAUAUGUGCAAGAAAGAACAUUCUGACGAGAUGAAUUUCUUUUUUUUAAUCAAUUCUCUGGCAUCUAGUAGUUUUGAAUAUUUUAGGGCAUAAUUUCAGUUUUCAAAUUUGAUUUCCCAAGAUUGGGUAAGAGGUUAUAUUUUACAAUCCUGUUUACAGUCUUAUGGAGAAACAUACUACAAUGAGAUAUUUCGUAUAGCCGUCAUAUUUUCAAGAAUUCACACCAAUCUUUUGUGAUACCAGGAAAGUUCUGAGAUAUUUUCUGUUGCAUGUGUAUAUUUAUUUGUGCUCUUUUUUUUCUCUCAACCUCUCUCUUUAUAGAUAUUUUAUGAUGUAUGUUAGGCAUAGAUAAACAAACUACAGAGAAUAUUCUUCUUAACUAUGUAAAGUGAUUUUAGUCUGAUACUGUCAAAUGCAAUUUAUGUGACAAUUUGUUUUAAUGAAAUAUCUUUUCUCUUUCUAUAUCAUGCCUAAUAAAUGCUAUUCAUUAUUCUCUAUUACAAAACAUA